UGCUUGGACGUGAGCCUCUUCUGAAUCAGGUCAAAGCAGAGCACAGGCAUGGGAACAAGUGCUCUCAGCAAGAAGCCAUGGUGGACCCUGCCUGAAAACUUUCAUGCUCCAAUGGUGUUCCACAUGGAAGAGGACCAGGAGGAGCUCAUCUUUGGGCACGGUGACACAUACCUUCGCUGCAUUGAGGUGCACAGCCACACCCUUAUUCAGCUGGAGAGUUGGUUCACAGCUAAAGGCCAGACUCGUGUGACUGUAGUCGGACCACACAGGGCAAGGCAGUGGCUGCUGCACAUGUUCUGUUGUGUGGGGAGCCAGGACUCCUAUCGUCAUGAUCAAGGCCUCGAGAUGCUGGAGCGUGUCCGGAGCCAGCCCCUGACCAACCAUGACCUGGUCGCCUCCAUUAGCGUGCCACCAUACACUGGAGAUCUGUCUUUCGCCUCCAGGAUAAGUGGAACCAUCUGUCUUAGCGUUCCUCAGCCUUCCGCUUACCAAGUGAUUGGUUGUUCGGGAUUCCAUUUGAGUUCACUCUAUUUGUAAUUAAGGACUGAUCUCCCCUGGAAAAGUGGGGAUGAAAGGAGAAGUCUUGGCUUUGCUUUUGGUGAGAAAGACAUGAAAGACACUGAAGAAAGUUUGAAUUUGUGGCCGGGACCUGUCCCUCUCGGAUCUUGUAGACAUGUGUCUGAAGGAAGUCUCCUGAAUGUAAGAAAGUGUUAUUGCAAAGCAAUCCAAUAAUAAGCUACCUAUGAUGCAAAGCCUUCGAUGUGCUGUUCUCUUUCCUUAGGAUGAAUUUAUUCAGCCCUGAAGGGGAUUCUCUGGACAAGUGCUGAGGUCUGGGGAGGCCCAGCCCAGGGAAGGAGCCGGGUACAAAAGUUGGCACUUUCAGGAACUGCUCCUUUCAGGUCUGGAGCCUGGUUAGGCUGCUCUGAGUUGAGUGAAAAUGGGGGCUUCUGAAAAGGGACCCUCCUAGGAUCCCCAGGGUUUUCCGGGACCUUGAAGUGCACACAAAUGGGGAGAAUGGAAAGGUGGGAGGAAGGGUCCAGAUGGAGAUUCUGAAGUCCCUCAAGCUGUGAAUUAAUCCAUUCCAGAACACUCUCCGAAUGCCAAAUCUACAUUUGGAUCUCUCUAGCCAAGAUUACGGCAAGCUAAACCUGUCCUCAGUUGAACUCUCCCACUCAAAUUUCUUCUUCUCCAGCAGUCUGUAUAUCUCAUAAUGAGG
Chlorocebus sabaeus (green monkey) is the source of this 1216-nucleotide messenger RNA. RefSeq names its product KH homology domain-containing protein 1. Lineage: Eukaryota; Metazoa; Chordata; Mammalia; Primates; Cercopithecidae. Gene Ontology annotation, cellular component: cytoplasm. The record is from RefSeq and is a predicted model, not a curated record. Gene Ontology annotation, molecular function: RNA binding.